UCCAUUAGAGAGGCCACCAUCAACUUGGAUGGAUCCUUUAUAUGUACCAGAGUGUUCUCCAUUUCUGAUAACACAAUGGCCACAAAAUUCUGUUUUUUUCCUCCAGCUUUAAUCCUCCUAACAAUAUUAGCUUUCAGUUCUUCUGGAAAUGCUCAAGUGUCUGAAGUAACAACUUCUAAUCAAGCUCUUCUCUAUGCUUCUCCACCACCACCAAAUGGAUGUCCCUAUUCUUGCCUUCCUCCACCUACCCCUACCGACUGCCCACCGCCUCCAUCUUCACCACAGCUACCACCAGUGGGGUAUUAUUUGCCACCAGGUGGAGACUUUUUACCUCCACCGAUGUACGUGUAUGGUCCUCCACCUCCUAAUCCAAUUUUACCUUACCUCCCAUUUUACUACAAGAAUCCACCACCACCACCACAGUCUGAUUACUCUUCUGCUGCAACUCAUUAUGUGACAAGCAAGCAUAUGAAGAGCAAGUUAUUGCUACUAUUGACACUUCUCCUUACCUGGUGACACCAAACAAAGGUGGCACGAUUUCAUAUUCAAUAUUUUUUAGUAUUUGGGACCAAGGAAGUUCAUGUGCAGCUAGCGCCAUGUAGUAGUACAAAUAUAACUCUUGCUGGGUACAUCUGAGGGCAACAGUACAGGUGGCAAGUACUCUGAUUCUCUUUUAACUAUUUUUGGAGGAGAAACUUGAAAGAAAAAAGCGUCUCCUUUUUUUCUGAGUUUUUCUCCUACUAAAAAAUUGUUCCUACUCACCAAAAACCAGAAAGCCUUAACAAAUGGUUCUGGAGAGAAGAUCUAGUCAAGUAUUGCCAAACACAGCCUCCCUCCCCCUUUUUCCUUUUUGCCUCACAUUUAAGUAUUUCAUGAUUGCACUGGCUGCUACAUCUAUAAAUGCAUAUAAGUAUAAACAUAUA
Molecule: messenger RNA, 923 nt
Organism: Solanum pennellii
Lineage: Eukaryota; Viridiplantae; Streptophyta; Magnoliopsida; Solanales; Solanaceae
Product: leucine-rich repeat extensin-like protein 3
Exons: 1
Coding region: 76-516 (146 amino acids)
Source: RefSeq, a predicted model, not a curated record